Molecule: messenger RNA, 1125 nt
Organism: Pogonomyrmex barbatus (red harvester ant)
Lineage: Eukaryota; Metazoa; Arthropoda; Insecta; Hymenoptera; Formicidae
Product: leucine-rich repeat-containing protein 57
Cellular component (GO): cytoplasm
Molecular function (GO): protein binding
Source: RefSeq, a predicted model, not a curated record
GAAUACCGAAACGCUGACGCGACAUGGGUAACUCCGGCCUGAAGCAGCAUUACGAGACCGCGAAGAAGACCGGCAUCCUGAAUUUGUCGCGUUGCAAGCUGGACGAAUUCCCGCAGAAACUCCGUGCCUUAGCGCCGUCGCUGCGCACCCUGGACUUAUCCGAAAACAAGUUCACGACGGUGCCGAACGAAAUUGGCAGCUUCGCGCUGUUGAAGCAACUGAAUUUGAGCUACAACCGGUUGACCGCCCUACCCGACGUCUUAGGCAGUCUCGAGAAGCUCGAGGUUCUAAAUUGCUCCGCGAAUCAGAUUAGCUCGAUCCCGUUGUCGCUGGAGAAUCUCAAAAACCUGAAGCAGGUCAACUUGUCCGACAAUCAAAUCAUCGAGUUCCCACUGGCGUUCUGCGACCUCAAGCACCUGGACGUUCUGGAUCUAUCCAAGAAUCGACUCACCACCGUGCCGGACGGCGUCUCCAGUCUCCGCGUGACUGAGCUUAAUCUGAAUCAGAACCAGAUUGCCAUUAUCUCCGAAAAACUGGCCAAGUGCCCGCGAUUAAAGACCCUGCGACUGGAGGAAAACUGCUUACAGCUGAGCGCGAUACCCAUGAGUCUCCUCAAGUGCUCCAAGGUCUCGGUGCUCGCGCUCGAAGGAAAUCUCUUUGAGAUGAAGCAAUUCGCAAAUCUGGAUGGUUAUUCUAACUACAUGGAACGUUACACGGCGGUCAAGAAAAAGAUGUUCUAAGGAAAUGAUUUCGUUACGUCAAGAAAUAAUAAAUUUGUAUUAUACAUAUAGAACUGUUUGAUAAGAUUGUCUAUAUAUUGUUUGAUAAGAUUGUUCUAUAUUGAAUUAAAAGAUUCCUAGUAUGUUGGGCAGUGAAGAAAGAGAAAAGGAUUUCGUUAUUUGAAGCUAUCGAACUAUUUUUAUGUCGUCAAUUUAAGAAUAAACAAAGCUAGAGACAUUUAUAAGAUUGGGAAUAUUUUUAAAUUUAUACAAUGUCAAGAUUUAUAAGAUUCUACAAUUUGAAUAUUUUUUCUUUCUAGUAUAUAAAUCAACAUUUUUUUGAGAUAAAUAAUGUCUACAGCAUUUAUAUCUGCAUUAUUUGUAAAUAAUCAUGAUAUAGAAAUAU